CCGCGCAACACGUUUGUUCAACUUUCCAGCUCUUCCGUGUGGCUUGACCGCAUGCAAUAGCCCAUCAUGACCUCUACAAUCGGCAUUCCGAUCAAGCUGCUCAACGAAGCCACCGGACACCAAGUGACCGUUGAGAUCUCCUCGGGACAGACGUAUCGUGGAAAGUUGGUAGAAGCCGAAGACAACAUGAACUGCCAACUGGAGAACAUCAACGUCACCCAACGCGACGGCCGAGUCACCCAUCUCGAUCGUGUGUACAUUCGCGGUUCGCAUGUGCGCCUCUUCAUCGUCCCCGACAUGCUCAGGAAUGCGCCCAUGUUCCGUUCACGAAACCUUCGAGGCCGAGGUAUUGGGUUGGCGAGAGGAAGAGCUACGGUGAACCGGGCACGUGGCCAGACAAGGAGGGGAUGAGCGCGCGAUGACAUCUCAAUGAACCCAGGAAGGAAUGCUGUAUACGGAUUCUCGGAGAAGCAGCAAUGUAGCAGUGGAACGAGGAAACGCCACGUCUGGCCUGCCAGAUCCAGGUUCUCGGAGGUGAGAAGACUGGCGAGAGAAGUGAGGAGACUGCACAACCAACCCGAAGUCGCGAUGGCAUCGUGUCUGUGGUGCAGCGCAAAGGCCAAGGUGGAAUUGCGAUAGACGCCUCAGGCAGCAACCCGACCAAUUUAGUUCAAAGCACGUGAAAGGUGCCUUGCUCUCCCACUUUCCGUACUUC
Molecule: messenger RNA, 715 nt
Organism: Neohortaea acidophila
Lineage: Eukaryota; Fungi; Ascomycota; Dothideomycetes; Mycosphaerellales; Teratosphaeriaceae
Exons: 4
Coding region: 67-411 (114 amino acids)
Biological process (GO): RNA processing; spliceosomal snRNP assembly
Cellular component (GO): U2 snRNP; SMN-Sm protein complex; catalytic step 2 spliceosome
Molecular function (GO): RNA binding
Source: RefSeq, a predicted model, not a curated record